Messenger RNA from Stegostoma tigrinum, 9410 nucleotides. Its product is annotated as probable tRNA methyltransferase 9B. Bases 4928 to 6283 code for a protein of 451 amino acids. Gene Ontology annotation, molecular function: tRNA binding; S-adenosylmethionine-dependent methyltransferase activity. The record is from RefSeq and is a predicted model, not a curated record. Gene Ontology annotation, cellular component: nucleus; cytoplasm. Gene Ontology annotation, biological process: tRNA wobble uridine modification. The transcript has 3 exons. Lineage: Eukaryota; Metazoa; Chordata; Chondrichthyes; Orectolobiformes; Stegostomatidae.
UUUAACCAAACAUUUAUGGCCUGGACCUUUUAAGCUAAACCUCUUUCACUCAUAUAAAUUCCUAUUUAAAAGUUCUGUUGUCACAGACAAGUUCUUAUAUCGUGAACAGGGUCAGUUGAGGAGGCAGAUCAUGACAGCACAGCAGCAUCAUCAGAUCUUUCAGACGUAAGAGGAGCUACAGGACCAGUACCAUCUCAUCAUUCGAGCUUACCCCCAUCACUGUGGGUCCUUAUGUGCAAUUAGAAAAGAAGGCACUGGGUGAAGAGCACAGCGCUAGUGAACAGGAGGAGGUGAUGUUGGCAGAGACUGCUGUGGGCAGACCCCUGAAAUGAUGGGGACCAACGUCACCAUGCCCUGCUGGGCACAGAGGCGGGAUCUUAUAAGCCAAAAAAAAACAGCAGCAAGAGAUCUGUGCCCACAUAUUGGAGUUCCCUGGGGCAACACAGAAUCAUGGUCUCUGAAUAGUGGAGCACAUUCAGUCCAUAUGCAGCACAUGGCUCAGGGCUUUGAAUGCAUAAGCUGCUCCAUGGAGACUGUGGCCUUGCUUUACGGAGAGCCAUAUACAACAGCACGAAGAGUUCAUGUGACCUACAGAAUGACCCAAUCAGUGGUGCUCAAGGCAGAAAGAGACAUGGGGACUUUAUAUCUCAGCUGGUGCUUCCAUCGAACCAUCCAGAAUGGGACAGUCACCAACAAGGAGGAAUGUACCAAUACCUACCGAGUGCCAUCGUUAUCAUCAGCCACUUUGGUCCUUCUGACAGAAUGAUCAUCUAUGAAACAGGGCUCAGUGAUGGAGACAUUGACACCAGUGCAAGUAUUCUUAUUGACAUCUCUACAAGGAGACAACCACUGUAAACAUUAUAGCUGCAAACAGACAUGGGUAAAUAGGCUGCCCCCAUCACAUCCAAGCCGACACAUAGAGUACUGUGAGUAGUGACCCAGAGUGAAAGCCCCCACAUUACAAUGCAGUGAAUCACACAUCAGGGCUUGUUUCACUUGUAAAUGUACAACUGGUAAUAGAUUAUUAAAAGUGAAAGGUUGAACCAUGAUACUAAACUUUAAUGACAUGAUUGCAAAAGAAGGAAGAUUUAGUGAAAGUAUGUUGUUUCUCAAUGGGACUAUUGAAACUGCUGGAGCUGUACUACAGGCAUUCGCUGUAAAAGUGGAUCUGUUUAAAGUUGCGUGUUCAGUAGAUAUGUUCUCACAGGCAGAUGUAUUCUCACAGGCAAAUAUGUCCUCACUGCAGUCCUGCUGAAUAAGGAGUGCUUGAGUGAGCUUGCCUGGGUCAGUAGUAAUUUGCUGUUAACAGCAUCUUGAUGAGAGCUUUGUCACCUGAUGCAGCCCUGACUACCUCCCUGCUCAAUAGGGGCUCCUUUCUGCUCUGCAUCUUUCUAAACCUCUUCCUUAACCUAUACUGAACUGUGUUGAUCUAAUGCUCCAGCUUCUUCAAGUUCCACGCCCUCCUGGAGUGCUAGCUUACAGAGAAUGUUACUGACUAACACAACGUGUGAGUUUAUUGCAGGACGUCUGGUCCAAAUACUGGAGCCGCAUCUUCAAAUCUUGCAAUGUGAUCAGAUGGCUUCAGUUGUAGCUCCUUUGCAAAUUAGUAUUGGUGUUAGGAAAAGAUAUGGGUAACCAUGGUUCGAGGAAAAUCCCUUGCCUCCUAGAAUCUAUCCAUGAAGUUUUGGUGACAACAUGAAGAGCAGCAGCAUUCUGGAUUAUUGGAGUAUAUGGAGUCAUGGCAGUGUGCAGAAAGUGAGCACAUACUGAAGGAGGCUGUAGUCUUGGCCACAGUCCAGCUGAAUGUUGAGAGAGUGCAAACCCUACAUACUCACAUCUGCCUGCUUAUUUGGAACCCUAAUGACCACAGGGUAUGAGUGAUAUUAUCCUAUAUCUGCCAGGACCCAGUAAAGGAGGUUAUUCCUUCUGCUGCUUCUUCCUGGAUGGCUCUAUCUGUUUGAAAUUGUUUGUACUGUCCAGCUUCCACGAAUAGUAUAUCAGUAACCUGUGGUUUUCACUUCUUGAGCAAUAUUGCUAAUGUUUGGGAUAAACCAGGGUGAAACAAUCUACCUGGAAGCUUAAGAUCCACUCUGGUGACUAAGUAGAAACUUUUUAUUCGCUCUGCUUACCUAAUGACACUUCUGUGCAGAUGGAUCGUGAGUGCUCCUCAGUCAUGAAACCAUUUAUGGGCCCAUCUAAUUGAAUAGUGCAGUAAAUCCCUGCUGUAUUGCCAUCUUCUUCCACUUCAACUGUUCCAUGUUCAUUGUACAACCCAUGUACCCCACAAAAAAAAACAACCAGGCCAUUAAUGAGCUCGCACCAAAUACUUUCACAAAGUUGGCUGGCCUUUCUUAUGAAUCUGGUAGGUUACUGUAUCCCACCUUAGCCAGUGCUGAGCAAAAGCACUGACCAUCAAGAAAGGAAACUGGCUCAAUGGUUGGCAGUUCAAAAUGGUGUGCCCAACCACUUCCAUUCUUAUUCCCAUAUCAGAGUGGAAAUUCUGACCAUGGGGUUGAAAAUUCUUGUCUGGGCAUGGUUGGGAGCACUCAAAAGGCCUUGCAGCAAAAAUGAGUGAGACCUGGAAUCCUUUCAGUUCGUGGUGAUCUGUGAAUGUUUAGAAGCUUGUUGAUUUGGGGGUACUCUGCUUACUAAAACUUUGUCCUUAAGCGUCUACACUGUCAGUGAUUGAAGCUUUUUUUUAAAACUUUCACCAUUGGCCAUUCAUGUUUUCUUGUAUUGAAUCACAGAUUAUCUUAUAUCAGCGAGCAUUAAAAUGGAAGACGCUCUACAAACGCUGGAUCCUCAUGGGCCAUUAUUUUUUGUUUGGUUGAAUGAUCAUGGUUCUUUCACUAUUUACUGGUCUCAAGAAUAUUAGUUAUUCACUUCUAACGUGGCCUUUUAUUUUCAUGCUGUUUAAUUUUCUUGCAGUACCUUAGGAGGUCAGCAACCGCCUCCAAAGUAUAGUGUUUUAAAAUGUUCAUAGAGUUCCUACCGUGCAGAAACAGGCCAUUCAGCCCUUUGAGCCCACAUUGACCCUCCAAAGAGCAUCCCAGCCAGACCAACUCCCUACCUUAUCCCUGCAUUUCCCACCCUAGAAACUACAGGCAAUUUAGCACGACCAAUCCACCUAACCUGCACAUCUUUGGACUGUGACAGCACAUGGGGCGAAUAUGCAAACUCUACACAGAUAGUCACCUGAGGUUGGAAUCAAACCCAGGUCCCUGGUACUGUGAGGUAGCAGUGCUAACCACUGAGCCACUGUACUGGCCCACGCUGUAGUCCAGGCUGUUCUUCUGCAAGGUCCAUAUUACACAACCAAAAUUACAACAGAACUAAAGAGCACCUCCCAGAAUUUCUUUAUACGCUUUGAAAAUUCAGGUUACUGUCACUUCCAGCAUUUAAUGCAACAUUUUAGUGAAGAAAUAACAGUUGGAAUGAAAAUCAAAUCUUCCGUAGGACGAUAUAGCGCAGAAAUGUUGAUUCUGCCCUCAUUUCUUCCCUUCUUUCCUAAAGACACUAGCUGGUUGAUCUUAUUUCAAGAGAUGUGCCAGCAUUUAUUGCCCAUGCCUAAUUACCUUGGAGACAGUAGUGAUGAGCUACUUUCUUGAACUGCUGCGGUCUGAGGGUGUAGGGACACUCACAGCACUGUUAGGGAGUUCUGGGAUUUUAACCCUUUUGAUGGUGAAGGAUGAGAAAUAAGGCUAGGUAUGUCCAAGUUGAGAUGCUAAGUGUCUUGGAGGAGAUCUUGCUACCCAGUAAGAACUUGACCCCACCAGUAUUUUAUCCAAGUAGCAAACCGUGAGUUCAGAGGUGUGUUCUCCACUCAGCCUACAUCAUUCCAGAUAAGGCCCUGCAAUAUUAUCUGUGACAAGACAUGUUUUCAAUUUUUCUCUCAUACCAUGACUCUGUUAGUAGCAAGCUUCAGCUCUAUGUCACAGAGCCAGGUGUUUGAGGCCCUUACCAGGCAUAUGAAUGAAGACUUCAGUAUAAUUCUAUUUUCAGUGGAAGGGUUCAACUAAAGAAACCUGAAAGAAAUUUGAAAGAACUGCAGACGCUGUACAACUGAAACAAAAACAGAAGCUGCUGGAAAAGUUCAAUAGGUUUGGUUUCAUCUGUGAAUAGAAAUCAGAUGAUAAUGUUUUGGGUCCAGUGAUCCUUCCUCAGAACUCAGUUCCAGCAACUUCUGUUUUUGACAAGAGGCUGAGUUCCAAUUUGCCUUCGUUUAAUAUUUACCCAACUGAAAACACAUUGGUACCAUUGCUGUGAUACUAGAAAUGGCCAUGUGGAGUAGCGAUGUAAUAAGCAACUUUAAAACUGAUGCUGGUCAUGGCCCAGUUAUGAUUUGGGAAAUUAUUCAUCCUGUCUUCUGAGAUAGAAGCUGUAAUUAUGUUGCUUCAAUUGGCAUACAUUUUAUUCUAGAUUUUGAGAUAUUGGUGGACUGGAAUAGUUAUUAGUCAAAAUAAUGGGACAAACUGCGAAGAGAGCUACAAUUGUUAAAAAGUGGAUUAUCUAUGCUUUUUGCCUUUUAUCAUAUUCAAAUUGACUAAUCCUAAUGGCAGUGAAAGUUGGUGUGUUUCUAUAAACAGGGAACCACUAACAUUUCAUGAAAAUUAAAAGAAAACCCCAACAGUUUUGAUCUCUGAAUUACUCUAAAUGUGCAGAGGUACAAGAAGUGAGUUUAAGUGCUGCAAAUGAUGACAAAUUGUAGAGGUAAAGCUUCAGGCAGUUAAUUCUCAUAAACAUUCUUAAACUGGAAUAGCCUUUGAAGUAAUCAAGUUACAAAUGGAGACAAAACCACACUGAUAACAAUCAAAGCAAAAAAUCCAACAAUUGUAGCACUAAAAUGAGUCAAAUCUGAUUGAAUAGAUUACAUGAAAUAUACUGAUAUAAUAUUAUUCAAAACUCCAGUUUUUCUUUAAACCACAGGAUGGAAAUAGAAGCCAUUCAGUUGGAAGAAGCCCAUGUUCAUAAUGUUUAUAAGCAAACAGCACCAUACUUCAAUGAACUCCGAAGCAAGGCGUGGCCCAGUGUCCGACAAUUUCUCCUGGACCAAAAACCAGGCAGCCUUAUUGCUGAUGUUGGUUGUGGGAUUGGAAAGUAUCUAACUGUUAACAGCCAGGUUUAUAAGUUGGGCAGUGAUUAUUGCAGUCCCUUGGUGGAGAUUGCUAAAAGACAUGGACAUGAAGUCAUGGUUUGUGAUAACCUAAUUCUCCCGUACAGGGAUCAGUGUUUUAAUGCAAUCAUCUCUAUUGGAGUGAUUCACCAUUUCUCAACAAAAGGCAGACGUAUCCGAGCAAUAAAAGAAAUGACAAGGACUUUGCACCGUGGAGGACAGAUGAUGAUUUAUGUGUGGGCAAUGGAACAAAAACACCGCCACUUUGAAAAACAGGACAUCUUUGUUCCUUGGAACCGAUCCUUGUGUUCUCGGCCGUCAUCGGAGUCCGGUCAAGGCCACAACAAACCCUUGGCUAUGAACACAGUCAAAGCACAAGAUAAAGAUCAAUUGAAAACAGCUCCAACUGAGGCCAGUGCACUGUUGCCUCUCAGGCAGGAUCAACACACCAUACUUUCAUACAGAACUGACAAUCAUACCUUGUUGGAAAGCUGCUGCUCCAGGAUGUGUGAAGAUCAAGAGCAUCGAUUUUACAAGAAUCUAGGAAAAUCCCUUCGUUCAUGGUUCUUCUCCAAAUCACUUGAUGAGGCUGCAAUGCAUACACACAUUGAUCACCUUAAAUCAAUGAGGAAAUCACCAGAGCUCGUCCACAAAUGGAGGAACAACUUACAGCCGGUGGGGAAUUUGAUGUUAUCUUCUAGGCACUGCAGUUUGGAUGGGGAUUGUCCACCAUUAAUGAAGAGACAGAGUUUUGAAGAUGAAGUAUUCACUGAAAAUCCAAAUCAUAAAGAAUCGCAGUGGUUGCAGAAUAGUUUGAAAGAGAAAAAUGGGAGCCAAAGUGAAUCCUACAGACACAAACUAAAUCCUUACCAGGCUAACAGACAGAUUUUUGAGAAAGAUGAUGAAGCAACAAGAUCCCGGGGAAGUACAAGUCCUUUUAAAAGGACUUCCACAAUAGAAUCACCAGGUUCUGUGAUUGACAAUACUAGAUCGGUAGCUUUGGAUGACAAGCAGGAGGAAUUUGCAGACGCAACAGAAUUCAUGAGAUAUUAUCAUGUCUUCAGGGAAGGAGAAUUGGCUCAGCUAAUAAACGAGAAUAUACAUGAACUUCAUAUCCUCAGUUCUUGUUAUGAUCAUGGUAAUUGGUGUAUUAUAGCAGAAAAAGAAUGAUGUGCAGAGAUUAUCAACUGACACAUAUAUCCAAUACAGAAGCUUGGGUGGCAACUCUUUAAUCCACUAAAUGUUAAUUACACAUUGCAACAAGACUGUUUGUAAUUGCUGCUAUGGCCAUGAUAAGCACAAUAUUGACUAUGUUAAACUUUGAUAAUGCUAAAAAUUUAAUUACAAGGCCCAGUUAUUUGUGCAGUUGAAUAUUACAGAUACAGUUGGAUAGUAUUUUCAGCAUAUGUUCUCAUGGGUGCUACUUGAAUUGCGGCAAAGCAUGAGUGCAGAAAGUGUUAACAAGGUAGUGGGUGUUAAAUUGACCAUUUCUAUUUUGGUUAUAGGAUACAUUUUAGGGCCAAGCAGUAAUAUGUUAUGAGGACAAUGAAACAUACCACCUCACAAGGGCCAAGACACUUUACCCAUCAACAGUAAUGUCACAAUAACCCUGGUCUCAGGAGUUGCAUUGGACUAACUUUCCCCCCAUGCAGUGAGAAUGCAACCUGAAUCUCUACACAGCACAGAUCGCUGUCCCAGUUUGUUACAUCAGAACAAAUUUGAUGGUCCGAAUGGCCUUACUUCCACUCUAAUGUCUUACGGUCUUAUCAUGAUAAAAUCAAAAUACUGCAGGUGUUGGUAAUCUAAAUAAAAACAGCAAGUGCUGGAGAUUCUCAUGAAGUCUGGCAGCAUCCAUGGAGAGAGAAAAACAGGGCAUUCUGAAGAAGAGUCAUACCAUAUUCAAAAUGUUAGCUCUAUUUCUCUCUCCACAGAUUUUCCCCAGCAUUUUCUGUUUUUAAUUGGUGUACUAUGAUGCUGCUGUCUUGUGUUUGAUAUGUUUUCGAGUAGAGGCAGCUUGCUAGUUUUGGUGACCCUCUGACUAUACUGGAGUUUGCAGGAUUGGAGGAAUGAUACUUUAGGGAUUUCGCAACAGGUGAAAAUCACUUUGGACUAUCUCUCACUUACUGCAAGCUGCCAGGAUAUGUGGCAACUUCUGCCAAGCCGAGGAUGUGCGCAAGGUACUCUUCUAGAAAGAGUAUAGGCUUUUGUCAAAGAACUUUCUUUAUCAAGUUUUAAAGAAGCUUAUUCCUGUGAGUAUGAUUGUUGAUUGUGGCAUGAAAAUCCAGUUUCAGAGCUAGCCUCCUUCUGUUCAAGGAACUAAGUUCUCCAGCAUAGCAAAUGCAGGAACCAUCAACUUGCAAUUAAUAAUAAAUCUAAUUGGCAAUUCAGUAGAAAUUUAUUCCAUAGAAUUUGUUCAGAAUGUGAAACUCACUACCGCAUUGAGUUGUUGGAUGCAUAUGAGGGGAAGUUGGAUAGAUACAUCGUGAGAGAAAAAGAGUUGAAGGUGAUAACGAUAGCAUUUGAGGAAUAUGAGUCAGUGGAAUCUCAUGUGAAAAGUAAACACAGGCAUGGAUUAGCUAAGGUGAAAGACCUCUUUCUAUGCUAUGUAAGACCAUUCAUAUUUUUUGAACAGCUAGAAAAGCUCAGCUGGUCUGGCAGCAUCUGUGAAGGAGAAAACAGAGUUAAUGUUUUGGGUCUGGUGACCCUUCCUCAGUUCUCAUGCAGCCCUAUAAUCAAAAGAAUGGUUAUUGCAAAGAAGGAAGACAAUCUGUCCACCAUGUUAUUGCUGACUCUCUGUAACAGUAAGUCAUCUACUGCCAGUCCCCUAUCUUUUACCCACAGCACUGAAAUAUUUUGAAACUCAGAUCAUGCUUCAAUUCCCUUUGAAAACUUGAUUGAAUCCAGCUGCACUUCAAUUCCACAUCCAAACCACUUGCAGUGUGAAAAAUAUUUUUGUUCAGAUCACUGCUUUUUCUUUUGUCACUCAGCAUCCUGUAGCUUCCAGUAUGCACAAAUGUGUCACCGAGAGCCUGACUGACAAUCGUAAAUUGGUUGCCAGCAUAAUUCUUAACACACUCAUGAUUAUUUAGCAAAUACUGCCCAAUGGUGGAAUCAUAUCUGAUAUUGGACACUGUGUUUUUGAGUUUUAUAAACAGAACUCUACUGGAUUAUGUCAAUAUAUUGCCUGUUGUGAACAACCAAAAGGUUAGAUUAUGUGCUAGAAUUAGCUGGCCUUUGGGAUGUUUGGCUUAUAUAUCUGGUAUGAUAUCCACACUGUCUGUUUCAGCAAUACUCAAGUUCAAUAUUCAGUUUGGUUGCAUGGCUUAAGCCCAUUGAAGCACAAUUCAUUGACAAUAAAUAACCACAGGGUGAGACUGGUCAUUAUAAGGGUUUUCUAUUUAGCUGCCAGACUGCUGACCAGUCUCAAAAGCACACAAUUCUUGGAUUUCAAUUUAGUUUUCAAAGCUCUGAUGUAUACUUUGAAUGCUAAUUUUCAUUCAAUUCUCACCACAAUGCAGACCAGAUACAUAUAGUUCUCGAGGAUUACACCAUCAAUGUUCAAACGACAGAAUUUCCUCUGGUCUCACCACACCCCCACCCCACCACUCCACAUAACACUGUGUAGAAUUCUUGUAUUACCAUAGUCAAGGAGAAAUUAAAACAUAAUACAACUUGCCUUUUAGAACUUUUUGGUAUUAUCUUCAUCAUGAUAUCAAUACAACUUAGUAACUGCAAUUCUUUCAUAAAUCCAUAUCAAUGUACACAUUGUUGGAAGAAUCUAACAUUAAGGACCAUAAAUAUUAGAUGGUCACCCUUAGUACCAAAAAGGAGUUCAGGAGAAAUGUCUCUAAACAGACAUUGUUUAACAUCUGAAAUGCACUAUGGCAGGAAGUAGCUGAAGUGAAUACAUGAAUUUGCUUAAAAGAUAACUGAUUGAAUGAAUAUAUGGGGGUUGGGCAAAAGGGAAUGGAAGGACAGAGAUAAAUGAAGAAGAAUGGGAACAGAUUGAUAUAUACUAUACAGGCAUUGACCAAAUGGGCCAUAUGGUGUGGCUUGACAAUACAAAUUCUACAUAAUUAAUUCUGCAACAAAUGUACAAAUACUGCACAAGUCACUGCAAACAAUGUUAGUGUAUAUAUAUAUAUAUAUAUAUAUAUAUUUAAAUGGUUUGCAGCUAUAUUUUAAAAAUAUGAUAUAGACUCAAAAUAUUUCUACAAUAACCCCUCUUUAACCGUUUCCAAUAUAUAGAUUUGAACAUAAAAAAGCUUUACCACAGAACAUGAUAAUAAAAUGUGAG